Molecule: messenger RNA, 1540 nt
Organism: Musa acuminata subsp. malaccensis (wild Malaysian banana)
Lineage: Eukaryota; Viridiplantae; Streptophyta; Magnoliopsida; Zingiberales; Musaceae
Product: B3 domain-containing protein Os02g0683500-like
Molecular function (GO): DNA binding; DNA-binding transcription factor activity
Source: RefSeq, a predicted model, not a curated record
AUAAAAUACCUCCACCCUCCUUCGGGGAACCUUCCGAGGCAGUCGUUUGGAAGGACAAAGAAGAAGCCAAGACACCUAGGCUGAUGUACUACUGCACAACCAAAAUCUCACCCUCUUUCUGCAAGGGGUCGAUGGGAUCCCUCCUAAUCGUCAUCCCUUCCUUCUCUAGCUAAAACUGAAGCCAUCUCCCUUCCACCCCUUGUAUUCAUUCUUUAGAUUGCACAGGAUAAGAGAAGAACAGAAGGAAAGCAUACAUAACGUGCUGCUGGUUUUUCAGUUUGGGUAUCUUAAGGGAAUCUUAGGGACUUGAAGAUGGCGUUCGCCCAUGGAAGAGAUAUGUUUGACUUUACGGAGCAAGAAGAGGCCUGGAAGCAUGCUCCUUUUUUGCUUUCCUCCUCUUCCACCUCGUCCCCGUCGUCGUCCUCUGCUCCUUUCAGGUGGAACGACGGCUCGUCGAGCAGUAGCCGCCGUGGCGAUGAUUCCUUUAUCGAAAAGGAGCACAUGUUCGACAAGGUGGUAACGCCGAGCGACGUCGGCAAGCUCAACCGACUGGUGAUCCCGAAGCAGCACGCCGAGAAGUACUUCCCGCUGGAUGCGGAGGCCCACGGGAAAGGGCUGCUGCUCAGCUUCGAGGACCGCAACGGCGAGUCGUGGCGCUUCCGGUAUUCAUACUGGAGCAGCAGCCAGAGCUACGUGAUGACCAAGGGAUGGAGCCGCUUCGUCAAGGAGAAGCGGCUCGUCUCCGGGGACACCGUCUCCUUCGGUCGUGGCGUCGGCGAGUCCGGUCGCGACCUCCUUUACAUCGACUGGAAGCGGAGGCCUGAGAACCAUGGCGCAACCCGGGCGUCUCGGAUCUCUUUCCAUGGAGCAUCCUUUGCGCAAUCUGCAGGACCGUGGGGUGGUCACCUCUUCAUGCCUCGUCCUCCUCCUCCUCCUCCGGCGACGGUAUACGACCACCACCGCCUGGGGUAUGGAUACAAUGUUGUGAGUGCGAGUGCUCUUGGGGGGCAGUAUCUUUUCUACCAAUCUCCGGUGACGGGGCCAUCACCGGUCCAGUUGCAACCUGGUGGCGGUGGUGGCUCGCCCAUGGCUCAUGAUUCGGUGUCCGUCGUCCACAGCCAGGCUACGGCCAAGAACGUAAGGCUGUUUGGAGUAAACCUCGUCUGCACCGGAACGGAAAGCAAAGCCAAUGGCAGUAACCAAGGCGCAUCAUUUAGUUGUCUAAGGUCGCAAGAGGCAUCUACUCUCCCUCUCCUCCAAUUUCAGCAUAGCAGCGCCGAAUCCUCGCUGGUUUCGUCUUCGUCGACGAGCAAGGAGCAGCAUUCAUCGUUGGAUCUUGACCUAUGAAGAAGACGAAAGCAAAAAAGCGAGGACAUUGCCAUCUUCUUCCGGAUCAUUUGGGACGGACGCUGAACAAAACUGGCGAAAGCUUUGGAGGUUCUUUCUGUAAUUUUCUGCUUCUUUCAUUCGUCUUCAUAAUCUUCUCUUCAAGUUGUAAAUACAUGGAAAGAUAUGAAGGUUCGUAAUAUGAAUUCUAAUA